Fusarium musae is the source of this 453-nucleotide messenger RNA. RefSeq lists its product as uncharacterized. The coding region runs from base 1 to 453 and encodes 150 amino acids. Lineage: Eukaryota; Fungi; Ascomycota; Sordariomycetes; Hypocreales; Nectriaceae. The transcript has 3 exons. The record is from RefSeq and is a predicted model, not a curated record.
AUGAUCAACAAUGUCAACUAUCGGGGAUGUUGGCUAUCAUCUCGCGCUGCCAUCAAAUGUAUGCUUAAGCAAGACCCUCUACCUACUCAUGACGGAAGACCCGGAGUUCGAGGAAGCAUCGUCAACAUAGCCUCACAAUUGGGAGUGGUUGGUCGCCCAGCAGCACCGGCCUAUUGCGGGAGCAAAGCAGCCGUGAUUAGCAUGACAAGAUGCGAUGCUAUAGAUUACUCCAAGGAUCUCAUCCGAGUAAACGCUGUUUGCCCUGGUCUUAUCGACACAGCGAUGACCCGGCCUCAAGCUGAUGUCUUGAGUCCCGCCAUCAACAUCGCUCCGAUGGGACGCAUGGGCAGCCCUCAGGAAGUUGCUGAUUGCAUAUUGUUUCUUGCAAGCAGUAAAGCUAGUUUUGUGCAGGGAGCUGCGAUGAUGGUUGACGGCGGUUAUGUUAUUAAUUAG